Messenger RNA from Helianthus annuus (common sunflower), 1204 nucleotides. RefSeq names its product probable pectin methylesterase CGR2. Bases 159 to 938 code for a protein of 259 amino acids. Gene Ontology annotation, biological process: pectin metabolic process. The transcript has 7 exons. The record is from RefSeq and is a predicted model, not a curated record. Lineage: Eukaryota; Viridiplantae; Streptophyta; Magnoliopsida; Asterales; Asteraceae. Gene Ontology annotation, molecular function: methyltransferase activity.
GGAAGGGACGUGCUCUUUACUUGAAAUGGAUAAAGAGAUUCCCUCCGCGUGAAAAGGGUUUCUUGUUAAAUGCAAUAAAGUAUCUUCAUUUUUGGCACCAACUCACUGCCCAAACACACAGAUCUAGAUCCAAGUAACUACUCUUACUUCAUUCAGGAAUGUCGAGGAGGCCGGCUAGCUUAUCUCGGCGUCUGGGAGAUGGAGCUGGCAUUCCCUUUAUGGGCUCCUUGAACCCAAAAUCACGUGCAUCGCCUUUCUUAUCCGUUGGACUUGUACUAGUGGGAGCUUUUUUGAUAAUUGGUUACAUUUAUAGUGCUCCAGGUCGAAGCCAUGCAGCUUUAAGUAGGCUUGAAGGUGAUGUUUCAUGUUCAGCAGAGAUUAAUCAAGCAUUACCAUAUCUGAAGAAGGCGUAUGGUGAUGGCAUGCAUAAACUUCUGCAUAUAGGUCCCGACUCGUGUGCAGUGGUCUCCAAGUUGUCAAAAGAAGAAGACAUAGAAGCUUGGGGUCUGGAACCGUAUGAUUUGGAUGACAGUGAUGCCAACUGCAAGAGCCUUAUACGCAAAGGCGUUGUUCGUGUUGCUGAUAUAAAGUUUCCUUUGCCAUAUCGGUCAAAUUCAUUUUCACUUGUCAUAGUCUCGGAUGCUCUUGACUAUUUGUCCCCAAAGUACCUCAACAAGACUCUUCCUGAACUAGCAAGAGUAUCUUCAGAUGGAUUUCUUAUUCUUUCUGGUUAUCCCGGUCAACGUAGGGUUAAAGUGGCUGAGAUGUCCAAGUUCGGUCGCCCUGCCAAAUUGCGAAGCUCUUCAUGGUGGAUUCGGUUUUUCGUUGAAACGAGAUUAGAAGAGAAUGAAGUUGCUACUAAGAAGUUUGAAAUGGCUGCAGCAAAGAAGGGUUAUCAGUCCACCUGUCAGAUAUUCCAUAUGAAAUCACUCAGUUGAGUUUUUAUUAUAAAAGAAGAAAGCAAACUAGAAAGUUGAAAAAAGCUGAAAAAAGCAUACACAAUGAAGAUGAAAAUUUUUGUUUCAAGUGGAGGUGGAGGUGGAGGUGGAGCAUAUAUCAUUUUAGCAUACUCAAGAUGUAUAUUGUUUGUUUGUUUGUCUCAUUGUUUUUUCAUAUUGUUAUGUAAUAUGUAAUUUUAGAGGACUUUGACUUUCAACCUAUGCUUUAUACUUGUAUUCAAUUGCAGUCCUCGAUCUUUUCUUUA